CUCCCUCUCUCUUUCUCUCUUUCUGUCUCUCUCUCUCACACACACACACACACAGUCCGCAGACAAAAUUGUACUCUUUCAACUCGAGAGCGCUAGAACGUUUGUUUACACUCGUAUAUCACGGGCCGUCACGCGCUAACACAAGGUCGUGCCCAAGUCUCACUCGGACGCGAGAUAGGGCAAUUGAAACAUCUUGUUAGGCGUGUACAUUUUUGUCAUAUCCUAAUGCGUUGUUGGGUAAUUGAGAGUUUAUCGUUUUCCCUUACACUGGCGAGCUCUGAGCCAGAGCUCAGUGUAAGGGAAAACGACGAAUGGUUGGUCGGUUAAGGAUCACUGCUUCGUUUUCCUUCAUCUCAUGGGAUGGAACGCUUAAAGCAGGCCAAAGUAUUAAAUAUACGUCACUGUCGUCAAUGACUAAAACCAGCUUACUUAAACCGGCAGUGGACGCUCCGUCUAAAUGAAGCUUGAGUGCCGUGAACGUAGCCUCAAUAGCACCUGCAAAAUUGCAUUCAGGGCGCUGUGAACGUAGCCACUGCAAAGUUUGUAAACCUUAGAGAUAAUCUAGAUUCUAAUCCAGUGUCACUCAAUGAAGAUUGCAAAAUAAUUCUCAGCAUGAAGAAAGCAAUGGACCCUUCAUCAUGUGGCCCUGUUCAUCAUAAUAAUGAUGAUAAUGUGGAAGAUCAACUUCUGGAACCUGAUCCCCCACCAUUAUCUCAACCUCAAGUGCAAGAGCAAGGGGAAAAGGAUUGUUAUGCAGACUGCCCUAUCCUGAAAAAGCUACCUACUAAGCUUUUCAAAAGACUUCUACCUUUUCAAAAGAGAGGGGUUCAAUUUGCUGUACAGAAGGAAGGAAAGUUUCUUCUUGCCGAUGAGAUGGGUUUGGGGAAGACUCUGCAGGCAAUAUCUGUGGCGCUGAUGUACAGAAGCGAAUGGCCAGUGCUCAUUAUCGUGCCGUCUUCUCUCAAGUUUUGCUGGAUUGAGGAGCUGGAAAAAUGGAUGCCGGAUAUUCUGCCAAAGGACAUUAACCUUGUUCACACAGGAACAGAUGCCAGUGGCAUAGCUGACUCCUUGAUCACCAUAAUAACCUAUGGCCUGCUUCGACACCCGUCGAGCACAGUCCUCAGAGAGGCCGUUACCGCUCGCAAGUUCAAGGUCAUUAUUUGUGAUGAGUCGCAUUGUCUUAGAAAUACAAAGACACUGUCUUACAAGACUGUCGUCCCCUUGAUCAAGGCGGCCAAGAGGAGAAUUUUACUGUCUGGCACGCCAGCUCUGGCCAGGCCGGUGGAGCUGUUUCCUCAAAUUGAUGCCAUUUGUCCUGGAAAAUUUGGCACAUUUUGGCAGUUCACAGAGCGCUACUGUGAUGCUCAUAUGGUGUAUUAUGGGAAAGUCCGACAAAGGAAGGUUGAUGGUGCCAGCAAUUUGGAGGAACUUCAGAAAAGGUUGGAGGCUUUGUUGAUGAUCCGUAGAGAGAAGAGUGAAGUUCUCACUGAGCUGCCACCCAAACAGAGGCAGAGGAUUUUGUUUGAGCUCAAACAGUCGACUAUGAAAACGGAGAUCCUCAGCACUUUUGCUAAUCUCAAAAGCCAGCUGUGUCGGGGAGACAAAACGGUCCGGAAAAUUCUCCAUGGCCAAGCAGCCUCUUCUGAAUUCCCUACACAGUUAGAUGAAGAAGGAUCCAGGAGGGAUGAUGAAGGUCAGAAGUCAGACGAGGCAUCGGUCAGUGUGUUCAGCGAAGUGUCACGGUUGUACCGCAUGAGUGGUCAAGCGAAGAUUGGCCCAGUGCGAGAGUAUCUUGAGAUGCUGUGCGAGAAUUCAAAGCUCAAGUUUCUUGUGUUUGCCUACCACCACAACAUGAUGGACGGAAUAGCGCAGACUCUCUGGGACAAGAACAUUAAGUUUGUCCGUAUCGACGGCCAUACCAGAGCGGCUGACAGACAGGCCUGUGUCAGUCAGUUCCAGACAGACCCUGAGACACGAGUGGCUAUUCUCAGUAUCCUCGCAGCAGGAGUGGGUCUGACGUUCACUGCGGCCAAGCUGGUAGUGUUUGCCGAGCUGUACUGGACCCCCGGUGUGAUGCUACAGUGUGAGGACCGGGCUCAUCGCAUCGGUCAGACCAGCUGCUUGCCCGUGCAUUACCUCGUUGCCAGGGGAACCAUGGAUGAAUGGGUGUGGGCAGCAGUCUGCAAGAAGACAGUGGUGACCAGCAUGGCCCUGACAGGUCAGUCACGUCGCUUGGAGCAUGCUGAAGGGGACAACCAGCAGAUAGAGAUACUUUCUAAUGCCAGUUUAUGGGAACCAAAGGAGGAGCAGGACCUGAAUAUCUCUGAUCUCGUACAGUCGCAAAGGGACCCAGACCAGAGUUGUAUCUUGGACUUCUUUUCCUCACCACGACAGAACUCAAAGACCUCGGCUCAGGCACCAAAGCUACAGAAACCACUACCUCUGCAGCGACAUCCACUCCUGAAAGGUGACAAGUUCCAAAAGCUCAGAGAAACUGGGCCUCUCAAGUCUGGCAAAGAGCAACGGUGUGUGGGACAGUCUGAAGCAGAUGAUAGGAAGUCUACCUGCAAUACCAAAAACAAAAAGCUUCUUGAUGUUAUUGUGCUAAGUAGUGAAGAUGAGGCUAAUGUAUUCAAACCUGUAUUCAAAAGAAGAAAGAAAAAACAAAAGAGCAAACUGCAAAAGAGCAAGGUUAAAGAAAAGGUGGCUUUGCCAGCUCUAGAAACUAGAACAGCAAACUUUCAAAAGGAAAACACUGCAGAGGUAUGUGCUGCAAGUAAUGAUGAAGACACUGAUAGUUCUCUUCCUGACAUUCCUUGCAUUGUGAAAAGGAAAAGUGAACCAACUAUCGUGAAACAAGCAAGCGGCAAGGAGAAAUGCCAAGGGGCUGAUGUGGGCGCUGUGUUUAAGUCUGAUACUGUGAUAGCUUCUGACUUGGGGGCAACCUCUGCUACGUCUCAGAUGAGAGGCAAAAGUAAACAUUGUAGUGAAUUAGGGGAAGGGGAGAGUCGAAAAGUGCUGGUCAUCAGAGGUUGUGAGGAGCAGACUGCAAGUGGGGAUGACAACUCUGUGAUCAAAGAGAUUCUGAACUCUCACUCUACUGAAUCAUUAAAGUCUAGGGUAAUGACAGUUGACUCUCAUUCCACUGAAUUGUCUCUGUCUGAAAGUAUCAAAUCUGACUCUUUCACUGUUGCUGUGGGCAUUGAGUUAAAAACUUUUUCCGAAGAAGUUCAAGGUCCUGUGGCAGAGAAUGUAAAAGAUGUUGCUGUAUGUGGUGAUGAGUGGAGCUGUCCUGCGUGCACAUUGGUAAACCACAUAGACCGAUCACGCUGUGAAGCUUGCAACACUUCGAGGCAGAGCAUAAUUUCCACUCACAAAAGAUCGAAUGAAACGAGUAUAAUAUGUCCUGCGGAGUAUUCAUCUCCCUCGAAAAAAAGAAAGCUCUCCUCAGAUAGUGGUAAAAAUGAACCAGAUCAUUUCUUGUCCAAUUCAAAUUCUGUGAGAAUCUGUGGAGAUAUGAGUGUCAAGGAUAAAGCUGAUCUAUCAACCACUGGCCACUCCUUCACUCAGCUCAGGAGCCAGGAGGUGCAUAUGGUCAAUGAUGGACGUAAGCCUUGUGCCACAACUCCUCCAAAUACACAUGCGAAGGCAGAAGAGGAUUCUCAUAUUCAUAAACUAAAGACAUCACCUCCAGCCUGGGUACAACUUAACAGAUGUGACUCUCCAGAUUUGUUUGAUGACAGUGGGGAUUCAGAGCUUUUGAAGGAUACUAGCAACAAAUCUGGUGAGUCGAGCUUGGCCUCCGACAAUAAUGUGAUCGACAGAGAUGUAGGGGAGAUGUGUAAGGUGUUUGGGGAUGGUAAUAAUCUAGCCUCUCGUGAUAUAUCAACAGUUGUGUCUCAAGAGAUGUAUGACAGCCUUGGAGAAGCAGCUGAUGGUGGUUCAGACCCUGUGGAGAAGGAACUGGCACCAGAGCUGUCAAGUCCAAGAUCAUAUUUGUCUUCUCCCUCAGCUGAAAGGAAGUUGUCACUAGCUGAUAAUACUACUGACUGUUCUGCUAACUCACAGGAACAAAGUUUGAAAUUCCUUUCGAGUGAUGCACUCAUUCCACAGUCAGAUCUGACGUGCAAAACGAAAAAUUAUCUUCCGGAAGCCAACUAUCUCUCCUGUGCUGACACUGUGACUGGUACUCCAUCGGUCUGUGAUAAAGCGUACCUGACCGCCAGCUCUGAUCAGCCGACCGCUGAGUCAGCAUCAUCUGACCCGCGGAGUUUUCACCAAGUGCUCAAGUUCAGCUGUAGUGUUCAUACUGGUCGGAUCUAUGUCUUUGACCAGGAGGGUACCUACCUUCAAGCGAAUUUCCUGCCAGUCGAUGUCCAAGUGGACAACUUCUCUGAGCUCCCAGAGGAGCUCCAGCACCCGCUUUGCAAGAAGUUAUUGCAACGAUUUGUUGGAGAGUGGACAGAAUUGAGUGACACCAAGCGAAGACUUCUUGCCAAGCAGGGUCUCGUGUUCUCCAGUCCCUUGCAUGCCUACGACCUGGUCAAAUCAGGAGAUAAGAACAAGAAAAGACAUCUCACGAAAGAGGACACACUUGCAGCAGCACAGUCUGCAGCUGAUGCCUUAAGAGGUCAUGUCAGGGUCAUAGGGAAGCGCACUACGACCCUUGACACAGUUUCCUCCGACAAGGUCAAUGAACAGGCCAAAGGUGUGGCUCAGGCUGUUGUGGAGGAUGGUACUCCUGUGUGCUUGCAGUGUCAGAAGCCUUACAAGAACCCAUUACUGUCAGCAGAGACCAUUUCAAACCCCAAGAACGCAUGGCAGUUACGUCUUUGUUCUUACCCAUGCAUGGACAGAUAUUGGAUCCUGACCCAUGCCAGCUAUUGCCGUGACCAGCUCUUUGACAUUCAGCGCGGUGUCUGCCAGCUCUGUCAGCUGGAUGCUCACAGCUUCAUCACUCGUCUCAAAUGCACGAAAGACCUAGUUGUUCGGGCUGAGCUCCUCAAUAAGAGCCCAUUCCGAUGUCUCGGCAGCAAACAGAAAAAAUUGAUUAUCACUCAACCAUCACCAGGACAGUUCUGGCAAGUGGAUCACAUCAAGCCCGUGUGGCAAGGUGGAGGGAUGUGUGACCUGGACAACCUGCGGACCCUGUGUACUCCAUGCCACCUGCGGGUGACGCGACGACAAGCGACACAAAGAGCCAACUACCGGAAACUGUCAAAGGCUUCUAGCUCUGGAGACAUCUCAGCCUUCUUUCAGAGGACAUGAUGAUGGGUCUUCACCAGUACGCAUGAUGAUGGAUCUUCACUAGUAUGCAUGAUGAUGGGUCUUCAUCAGUACACAUGAUGAUGGGUCUUCACCAGUACACAUGAUGAUGGGUCUUCACUAAUACGCAUGAUGAUGGGUCUUCACCAGUACGCAAAAGACAUGGGUUCAAUGCCCGCUCGGGGAAGAGUAUUUCACAGAAUGUCUCCCUCAUUUUGUUUGCUUUAGCAUCCUCCUCUGUCAAAGACUUUUGGGUGUGGGGACAUCUCUGCUUUUUUUCCCCCAAAGACGGGAUGGGUCCUCAUGGUAUAAACCCUGUAGAAGUUAGCGGGCUCCCUAGGAAGAUGCCCCGGUGUUUAGACCGCAGAAACCAAUCAUAGAACAAAGGAGACUGAUUGCGCAGUUCCGUCAAACCUGGUUACCACCUCCCUUGGGACAAGCAUAAAGUUUAACUCUUUGAAGACGUGCCCACUUUCCCAUUUUCGAUAGCCUGUGACGCCCCUUGUUAGCUCUUUUUUUUACCAGGUCACCAUUUUUUCCUAUCCUCUAAAAAAUACAAUUCCUCUAUUUUUCUCUAAUAUCAAUCAAUCAUUAACAUUCACAAUACCAGUUUUACCUUGAUCAAGGCUGCAAGAUCACUGUAGUUGCCCUCAAAA
Messenger RNA from Aplysia californica (California sea hare), 5921 nucleotides. Its product is annotated as DNA annealing helicase and endonuclease ZRANB3. Gene Ontology annotation, molecular function: endonuclease activity; ATP-dependent chromatin remodeler activity; nucleic acid binding. The coding region runs from base 613 to 5268 and encodes 1551 amino acids. Gene Ontology annotation, biological process: DNA repair; replication fork processing. The record is from RefSeq and is a predicted model, not a curated record. Lineage: Eukaryota; Metazoa; Mollusca; Gastropoda; Aplysiida; Aplysiidae. Gene Ontology annotation, cellular component: nuclear replication fork. The transcript has 20 exons.